This is a messenger RNA of Punctularia strigosozonata HHB-11173 SS5, 1226 nucleotides long. RefSeq lists its product as uncharacterized. The record is from RefSeq and is a predicted model, not a curated record. Bases 1 to 1200 code for a protein of 399 amino acids. Lineage: Eukaryota; Fungi; Basidiomycota; Agaricomycetes; Corticiales; Punctulariaceae. The transcript is spliced from 2 exons.
AUGGCCAUGAUGAAUCAAAUGAGAGAAUUCGGAGAGGCAUUCCUAGGGCGGGAUAUGUUCUCGCGUCUGGAUUUCUGGACAGAACAUCUUCCAUUUCACCUUCAAGAGAAUGUCACUCGCGACCAAUCCUUCUACCGUGGAUACGCUGCCCUCUUCGAAGCUAUACAUGUCGUUCUCGCACGCUCCGACGAUUAUCCGCCUAUAUCUACCCCAAGCGCCAUACUCGAUAUGAUCACCAACAUGGACGCAGACGGGCAGCGCUUCGUGGCGUACUACAUGGAAAGGGGCGGCUUAAUCGAGCAUGCGCUGAGUUGUGUAACCCAUCUGGCCAAGUGCCAUUCGCCUCUCGGCGACAGAGCCUUCGAUCAGGCCGCAUCACGGGAGUGGAACGCGCUCCCUACCUGCGCAAAUGACCUGGCGUUCUACCUCGUCAGAAGGAAGAUCGGAUUGGAUCCAAGGCAGCAAUGGGGUCCGUACAGGGACGCCCCUACCAACGUUCGAGAGGAGGAGGGCGACAACGAGGAGUUGCACGCAUCGACUGGGAUGACGCUCGACAUGCUGAAAGAAACGAAUCGAUUCAGGACUUGGGCUCCUCGCGUUCCACUCCCCAUAACGGCCUUCUCUUCGGACUCAUGCAUAUACCAUUUGCCUCCGCACCUCCGCGGGAGUAUCUAUCGAACCUUUUACGACGGAUACUUGUGCAUUUUCGGGGCCAUCGUCUGCGUCCUUAAACGCUCUGGCGACCAUGGACCGCCGAUCCCUACGCCGGCAGCCGUGCUUGACGAGCUGCGGACCUUGGACUUUGUCAAGCUGCGAGCAGUGCAAUUCUACUUCGACAAAGGUGGUUUGAUAGAGUACGCGCUGGAUCACGUCACUGCCUUCGCCGCGGACCAGUCACCUCUCGGGGACGGCGAGUUUGAUUCCCUUGCUGCGGAGGACGACUUGGAGAUCGACGAGGACUUGCGGCAGUACUUGUUUAACCUGGAUCCCGCCUUGGUAUCGUCCGAGGGACAACUGGCGAGAGAGUGGAACGCGCUGCCGACCUGCGCUAACGAUCUCAAGUUCAGACUGGUCAGGCUGAAAAUUGGGCUCGAGCCGACCAGGCGUUGGGGCCCUUACCCGAACAUCCCUGCCAUCCUAGGGCCAGAGGAAGACGAGGACAUGGAUGGAAGCGAGGAAGAGCUGGUCGCCGACGCUUGAACCUCAAGUUUGAAGCUCGAAGACCU